GUCCAGCCGUUUAAAGUGCUGGUAACUAUGACGUUAUGAUUGGUGCCCGGAUUAACAUCCCAUUUAGCGAAACUUAGCAGGUGUGUUCUCCUCCUUUCAGAACCCCUCAUCAUCAUCACCCGUUCCUGUUGCUGAUGGGCACGACGUGAAGCCCGAGGUACUAACAGCAUGGCUUCUGCCCUGGCUUAGGUUGCAUGCACUGUCUGCUUGACGAGCUACGUGCCGCGUACGUAAAACGUACGAGUAUUCUAUAGCCUUGCAUCCAAGUCCAACAUCCCCGAUAUCGGCCGUGACCACUGAUAUAUACCACUUUAACGACAAGUCAUUCUUUCAAGUCCGUCAGCAGGGUCUCUCGCACCACACGCCUGACCUAGUACUCCCACGACAUCGCCCUACUGGACUCGGACCACAGCGACCAUCAUGGCCCAAGAACGCGCCGUCUACACCCACGGCCACCACGCCUCCGUAGUGCAAGACCACGCCCGUCGCACGGCCCAAGACUCAGCAUCCUUCCUCCUACCACACAUUCAACCCAACCACAAAAUCCUAGACGUAGGUUGUGGUCCAGGCACCAUAACCGCUGACCUCGCGGCACUCGUCCCUCAGGGCAGCGUCAUAGGCGGCGAUGCCGUUGAGAGCGUCCUCCAGCAAGCAUCGGACUUCGCGGAGUCGCGUGGCUUGUCAAACAUCACAUUCCAAAAGAUCGACGCCAACGCUUUACCCUUCGAGGACAACACCUUCGACAUAGUCUACUGCCACCAAGUCCUGCAGCACGUCAGCGACCCCGUCCAGAUCCUCAAGGAAAUGCGCCGCGUGGCCAAACCAGCCGGAAUCAUCGCCUCCCGCGAAGCCGACUACAAGAGCUUUGCAUGGUACCCCGAGCUCCCCGAAAUCACACGCUGGGCCGAGCUCUACCAGCAAGUGGCCAAGACGAAUGGCGGCGAGCCCAACGCGGGAAGGUACUGCCACGUCUGGGCGCGACAAGCCGGCUUCGAACCAUUUCAGAUCGAUGCCACCUGGGAUUGCUGGAGGUAUGUGGGCCAGAGAGCAAGGCACUUCUCGAUCAGUUGGAAUGGCAGGAUCCUGCAGCCAGGGUUCCUAGGGACGGCGGUGAGGGAAGGCUUCGCCACCGAGGAGGAGAUCAGACGCAUAUCCGAGGCGUGGAAGAAAUGGGGUGAAGAUGAAGAUGUCUUCAUCGCCAUUCCUAGUGGGCAGAUCUUGUGUCGGAAGGGCUAAGCUCACACGCCCGUGGAGACUGCUGUCGAGGUUACAAAUACCUGGCUAUGAGGCCGCGAGCACAAAUUAAGUGAAUCACCACGGCUGUGGAAGUUGUCAAGGGGCCACAUACCCACCAGCCUUCCACAGCAAGCAAGAUUAAGAGCACUCUCGACGAAACAUGACGAUAUGGAUGCCAUUUAUUCAAUGCAUAAAUAGUAAAAGCCUUUUCAGUUAUUGCGGCAAACGCUCGCUUUGAUUAUACAUACUCCUGAGUCAAG
Molecule: messenger RNA, 1496 nt
Organism: Exophiala viscosa
Lineage: Eukaryota; Fungi; Ascomycota; Eurotiomycetes; Chaetothyriales; Herpotrichiellaceae
Product: ubiE/COQ5 methyltransferase
Exons: 2
Coding region: 421-1236 (271 amino acids)
Biological process (GO): sterol biosynthetic process
Cellular component (GO): endoplasmic reticulum
Molecular function (GO): sterol 24-C-methyltransferase activity
Source: RefSeq, a predicted model, not a curated record